AUGACGAAACGGCUCGGAGACGGCACAUUCGGAGAAGUGAUGCUCGCCAAGAAAAUAGACACCGGGGACCGGGUGGCGAUCAAGAGGUACGGGCAGGAAGUGAUAUUCUCACGCUUGACGAGACGCGCACACUUCCCGUUUUCAGGAUGAAAAAGAAGUUCUACAGCUGGGAAGAGGCGAUGAGUUUGCGGGAAGUGAAGUCACUCAAAAAGCUCAAUCACCCCAACAUCAUCAAGCUGCGAGAGGUGAGCGGAAAUGACUGAUUGAGUUACUUUUGGUUGUCCGCAGGUGAUACGCGAAAACGACAUUCUGUACUUCAUAUUCGAGUACAUGCAAGAGAAUCUGUACGAGCUGAUGAAGGAUCGAGACCGUUAUUUCCCGGAAAGUGUCAUUCGGAACAUCAUCUAUCAAGUGCUCCAGGGGCUCUCGUUCAUGCAUAAAAACGGAUUUUUCCAUCGAGAUAUGAAGCCGGAGAAUAUAAUGUGCAAUGGAACCGAACUGGUCAAAAUAGCCGACUUUGGACUGGCGAGGGAGAUCCGUUCGAAGCCGCCCUACACUGACUACGUCUCGACGAGAUGGUACCGUGCUCCGGAGAUCCUGCUCAGAUCCACUUCCUACAACUCUCCGAUUGACAUCUGGGCGCUCGGCUGCAUCAUGGCUGAGCUCUACAUGCUCCGUCCGCUCUUUCCGGGAACUUCUGAGAUGGAUCAGUUGUUCAAGAUCAUUUCCAUUCUCGGAACUCCAAAUAAAGUGAGCACACCUCUUGUUUGUGCCUAGACUGUUGCGAUUUCAGGAUGAAUGGCCAGAGGGAUACCAGUUGGCUUCCGCAAUGAAUUUCCGAUUCCAGCAAGUGGUGGCGACUCCGAUGGAACAGGUGAGCAUAGUUCGAUUCACAGUAGCCGUUGUGGGAUUACUGUGAUUCUACUUUGUUCUACAGGUGGUCAACACAAUCAGCAAAGAGGGAAUGAAGCUAAUGAUGGACAUGAUGAUCUGGAAUCCGGAGAAACGGCCGAACGCACAGCAGUCUCUCCGUUACAAAUACUUCCAAGUGGCGGAGAAGCUCGGCGCUCCGGUCGUCAGUCAGCCGGCUCCGGGCAGCAUUCGGAAGACGAGCGCCACUUCGGUGAAGAGCGACACAAAAGCGAUGACGGCGAAGGCCACAAAGGUGAGAAUGAAUGAAAACGGAGGGAAGGGGAGACUGAGAUGAUUGCAGAAGGAUUACUUGGAAUCGGAGAAUGUGUCGCCUCAGCAGCCGGCGAAAGUGAUCGAAAGACACUCAAACAGGAACCUCCCACUCAACAAGGCGACUUUAUUCGAAAAGUCAGUGUUUCAGUUUCCCAGAAAUGUACAAUAUCGUUUCAGAACUGAUAGCAAACCGCUGGCGCCAACGAAAACGAACGAGGCGAAGCCGUCGGCGAAGGACAUUUAUUUAUCGAAAAGCAAAUACGUUCCGGGUACAGUAAUCGGGACUGCGCGCGCUCUUUUCUGUCGAUGUGUUCUCUAAAUGCAAUCGUUCAGGUCAAACGACGAAGGACGUUUCUUCUUCGAAUCAGAAUCAGAUAAUGACGACGAACGGCCUGACGGGCGCCACGAAAACGACGACUUUCAGCGCGAAGAAGGAGGGGCGGACGGCCGUUCAGACAAGGUUCGAGUACGCGUACGGUUCGUCGUUUUGUUCUCUUCUCGGCUGUCCUUUGGUUGCGCAUGUUCCCCCCUCUCCGGCCGCUCCCAUUUCAGUGCCCUUCUUCAGGAUACAUCCCAAACUUCGGAGCAAGACAAUCGGGGAGUGUGCCGCCCAACCAGCAGAAUAAGGAAACCAACUCGGCGAACAAAAUGACGAAUGCGGGUCGUGUUGACUGGGCGGCCAAGUGAGUUUCGGCUUCUCCUCCGCUCUUCUGAACACUCAUUUCAGAUAUGUGAAAUGA
Messenger RNA from Caenorhabditis sp. 36 PRJEB53466, 1925 nucleotides. NCBI's taxonomy places the organism in Eukaryota, Metazoa, Nematoda, Chromadorea, Rhabditida, Rhabditidae. The record is from the annotation of a GenBank genome assembly.